AUGCUUCAAAACGUGUCGAAUGCUUUAUCUUCAGCAAACUGGUCUAAAGAUGUGAGAAGGUAUCAGGCGGUAGAGAAGGACUUGACAGUAGAAGAUGGCAUUUUAAUCAAGACAGGAUGUGCUGUGAUACCUAAAUCACUCCGAACAAAGGCUUUGGAAGUUGCUCAUAUAGGUCACCCUUCAACAGCCAAAAUGAAGAGCAUCGUAAGGCAGCGUAUAUGGUGGCCCGGAAUCUCGAAAGACGUAGAAAAAUGGGUUGAAGGAUGUAGAACGUGUGCCAUCAACGGAAAACCAGAAAAACGAACCCCGAUGGAACGAAUUUUUAUACCUAAAACUGUUUGGGAAACAAUAGCCAUGGACUUUAAUGGUCCUUACGUCAAGUUCGGUGGUAUUUUAAUCCUAGUAAUUGUGGAUUAUCGGUACGUUUUUGCCAGACCUGUGAAGUCUACCAGUUUCGAGUAUACCAGGAAGGUACUUGAAGAGAUUUUCGAGAAAGAAGGUUAUCCUAAGUGUAUAAAAACCGAUAAUGGACCACCAUUCAGUGGGGACGAUUAUAAAACUUUCUGCGCCCAGCGAGGAAUCAACACGAUCUACUCUACUCCUUUAUUCCCGCAACAAAACGGGUUGGUAGAAUCGUGUAUGAAAAUUAUCAAUAAAGCAAUGAUAGCAGCAUCAAUCGAAAAUACGAACUACCUAAAAGAGUUACAACGAGCAAUCAAUGCGUAUAACGCUGCGGUGCAUGGCGUAACUAAGGUGCCACCCGAGGAAAUCAUGCUUGGUCGAAGAGUAAAACGUAGUCUUGCUCUUCUACGGCACAGAAAAGCAUCGUUUGACGAAGAUAUUUUGGAGAAAUCUGACCGGGAAUCAAAGCUUUCGAGUAAACUUCGCGAAGACGCCAGACGUGGCGCACGAAAAUGCACGGUUAAGCCCGGAGAUAUGGUCAUUAUUGAGCGACACACACGUGCAAAAGUCGAUUCUCGUUUCAAUCCAAUACGAUAUAAAGUGAUGGAUGAAAAAACCGGCAACUCAACUCUGAACAAUGAUGACGGACAUGUGUUAAAACGGCAUGUCUCCCAGACUAGAAAGAUAUCCGUUUGGCGCAACAGCAGCAAAUCCGAAGACACCGGUCAACCUCGCCAGACUUUCACAGAACCGAUCAAAAUCACAGACAUGACAGAGACCGCAACGACAUCGCGAGCGCUCCGUAAGAGAAAGGCUCCUUCAUCUAUGAAUUACACUAAUCAGUGA
Wyeomyia smithii (pitcher-plant mosquito) is the source of this 1248-nucleotide messenger RNA. RefSeq lists its product as uncharacterized. Gene Ontology annotation, biological process: DNA integration. Lineage: Eukaryota; Metazoa; Arthropoda; Insecta; Diptera; Culicidae. Bases 1 to 1248 code for a protein of 415 amino acids. Gene Ontology annotation, molecular function: nucleic acid binding. The transcript has a single exon. The record is from RefSeq and is a predicted model, not a curated record.